Molecule: messenger RNA, 600 nt
Organism: Alnus glutinosa
Lineage: Eukaryota; Viridiplantae; Streptophyta; Magnoliopsida; Fagales; Betulaceae
Product: L10-interacting MYB domain-containing protein-like
Exons: 2
Coding region: 1-600 (199 amino acids)
Source: RefSeq, a predicted model, not a curated record
AUGAAUUCCAAUUCCAACUCUGAAUCAAAACGAAGUAAUUCAGAUGGUAGAGCUCUUUGGACAGUCCAAUUUACUACAAUCUUUUAUGAAGUCUGUGUGGAUGAGGUGUUUAAGGGUAAUCGACCAAAUACCCACUUUACAAAAAUAGGGGGGAAGAACAUUGAAGCGGCAUUUAAAAAUAAGACCGGUAAGUCAUGGGAAUAUCGUAAGUUCAAGAAUAAGUGGGAUACAUUGAAGAAAGAUUGGAUUCUUUGGAACAAAUUGAAUGGAAGUGAAACUAGAUUGGGAUGGGACGUAGCCAAAGGAACAAUAGCUGCAACAAAUGAGUGGUGGGAUAGGAAGUUAAAGGAGGUUUCCGAUGCUUCAAAAUUUCGGAAAAAAGGUUUAGAGAAUUUUCAUUUAUUAGACAUUAUGUUCAAAGAUACUGCGGCUACCGGAGAAAAUUCAUGGACCCCUUCUUCGGGUGUUUUUCCUCCUAAUUUUGAGACUCUCGUAGAUGUGUCAUGUGACUCAUCUGGUGAGCCGAAUCCUCAAAAUGGUCAUGAUGAUAUUAAGAUACUUAGUCCUACACAACCACCUAAUUCUAUAUAUAUAAAUUAG